This is a messenger RNA of Diatraea saccharalis (sugarcane borer), 2940 nucleotides long. The record is from the annotation of a GenBank genome assembly. Lineage: Eukaryota; Metazoa; Arthropoda; Insecta; Lepidoptera; Crambidae.
CGAUCUUUCCAGCAAUAUUAUAUUUUGAUCUUACACAAAUUUCAUAGUUUCAUCUUUAGUAUGUAUUUACAUAGUUUGAAAUAAUAACUAGGAUAAAUUUUAUUAAAUAGGAUAUUAAAUAAGAUAAAUUUUCGCUACAAAAACUUGAUUGUUACAGGUAAAACUUUGCCUGUACAUUGCGUGGUUGAAGCGGUGUCAUCACUCGAAGAAGGCGUGUGGAGGCGUCGUGCUCUGGUCGAGACAGACAGCUACGUCAUCAUACCCUCAACGACUGCCUUUCACGACUUGGUGCCAGCCGCCAUGUUGCGGCUUGGUUAUCCCCAAGAGUUAGCUGCUUCUGCAAAAGGUUCAGUGGUGAUCAACAAUUGGAAGCCGUUGUCAUUUGAGAGGAUCUCUGAAGGACCUUUGGCGACAGUCGGUGAGGUGCUAGGAGAGUUGACUACCGUGGCGACUUUACGCAUUCAGUUGUUAAGACCAAGACUCACACCGUUACAAGACAUCAAGGACAAGUUGCUGAGGCUGCUCCUUGUCCAGAAUCGGCCAUUACUCAUGUCUACUGGAUGUCCGCUGGAUGAGAUGACGUUAUCUCAGAUAUGCAGAGGGCAAGAUAGGACUCCCGGUCCUCACAAUUUUCACGAGCCUUCUGAAGAAAUGCGACGAAAGUUUGAGUCGUGGUGGAGUGCGCAAGUGUCACCGCGACCGCCACCCUUCAGCCCCCGUCGCUACCCCUCUCCAGGACCUAAAAAUCGCUCUCCAACGCUAAACGCGAUACCGGACCAUUUACACCCGGCUUUACAAACGGUUCAAAGUCAAUACCCGACUCAAAAGACAAGGAUGCGUACAAGUUUUGAUCCAGAACUAGAACUGCCGAAGUUACAACGAUGGUUUUCUGAAAACCAACAUCCAAGUCGCCAACAAAUACAACAAUAUGUUCGCGAAUUGAAUAACCUUGAAUCUAGGCGAGGUCGUAAACCACUUGAUGUCAACAAUGUCGUGUAUUGGUUUAAAAAUGCUCGUGCUGCUCAAAAACGAGCUGAACUUCGAAAUAUUGGUGGACUAGGAUGUCACCUUGGAGUUAAUGGAUUUAACAGCAGAAGUCAUAGUCCAACUAACGGAUCUCUAAUGACUGGUAAUGACAGUUAUAUAUCACAAGAUCAAAAUUCUAUGAAAAGUCCAAUGCAGAUAUCAGGUAGCCCUGGAAGAUAUCCAAUGUCAGUAAUAUCUGAAGAUAAUUUAUCAAAUGGAGGUUCUGAUUUAGAAGAAGAAGGUGGUGAUUUGAAUACAGAUGACAGGCCGGAAAGUCCAGAUGCUCCACUUUCCUUAAUAACUACAAAGAAAAAUAAUAAUAACGACGAAGAUAGAGCGCAAGAAUCACCAAAACCACCAGAUAUUAUUAAGGUACAUGACAUCAAACAAGAGCCACGAGAUUUGAGUAAACCAGAUCAGAGCACCUCACCACAGCGUUCACCAGCAAAGAAUAGUGAUAGCUCUCACAACAACAAUAAUAACAAUAACGAAGAAGAAAACGGUAAUGUCGAUGACCAUGAUAUAUCUGACGACGAAGUUGUUCAAGAACGUCAUUACAGACCAGCUUCCCCUCAUCUUGACCGUCUACCGUUCCCGAUGGUGCCAAAUCAUCCUAUGUUUGGACAUGGUAUUAUGUACAUGAGUCAGUAUAUGAGUGGAUUCCCCGGUGUUGGUGCAGUUCCUGGGGAAGGAGCUAGUGGUCUUAAUUUAGCCCUAGCAGGUGCUUCUGAUGAGCGUCGUAAGCGGAAUCGUACCUUUAUAGAUCCUGUAUCUGAAGUACCAGUUCUUGAACAGUGGUUCUCGAUGAACACUCAUCCAUCACAUAAUCUCAUCCUCAAAUAUACUGAAGAAUUAAACAGAAUGCCUUACAGGCAAAAGUUUCCAAGACUCGAAUCGAAGAAUGUUCAAUUCUGGUUUAAAAAUCGAAGGGCGAAAUGCAAACGAUUGAAGAUGUCUCUAUAUGAGCCGUCGUCUCCAUCUCACUAUUCACAUCCUGGUCAUCACGCUAUUGCUGAGCGAAAAAUGGUGUAAAGUGUAUUGUUUAAACGUUAAAUGAAAAAUUCUCAAAUUUUCGUCAUAAACUAGUUUAAUUUGUGAUGUCAGAAUAUCAUAGAUAAAGACUGAAUUCGAAUCGUUUAUGGUAUACAGUGCCAUGUUAGUAUUAAAUUCAUAACGUUCGAUAUCGUUACAAAAAUAUUUUUAUUAUUGGACAUAUAAUGCCACAAGCAAGAUGUUGCUUGCAUAAUUUUAUUUAAUAGAUCUUUCGAUUCGUUUUUGUACAUAUUAGUAAUCGUAUUGUUAAAACUAUCAACACAAAUAAAUGAGUAUGAAUCUCAUGUGUAUUUCUGGAUGUAUAUAAGACUCAAUUUUAUUUAUUUAAAAACAUGAUUAGUUUAAAUGAAAAAUAAUAAUCUGGUAUGUUAAUAACAUAAUUUCGAAUGGAUACUCAAUUGAUAGUUCCACUUAAAUUAUAUUUAGAUGUAGUUUUAGUAGAUGAGGUUAAUAUUUAGAAUAAUAUUCAAUGUUAUAACUACCUGUAAAUUUCUUAUGUAAUUAAUGAAGUCAAAUAGUAGAUAAUGAUAGUACUGAUAUUACAUUGCACAUAUAGUAGGACAUGAAAUUCGCUAAAUUAGUUAAGUUUAGUGAAUCGUUCCAUAAAAUCGAUUUGUAUCAUAGAUUUACGCACAUUCCACAGUUUCUGUUAUGUUAUAACUAAGUAAUAAAACUUCCUCAAUCCAAAGAUUGGUUAGUGUUAGUUUGAACGAGUAAGUUUUACAGACCGAUCCCAAUAUUAGUUCACGUAAGAAAUGUGUCUUAUCUAUUGAGUUAUCAAAUCAUUUUGUGACUUGUUAUUUAUAAUGUCAAUACAAGUACAUUUUAAUGGGUUGUAUGCACACGGUGCUAAUACGCUUU